Messenger RNA from Musa acuminata AAA Group (dessert banana), 2060 nucleotides. RefSeq lists its product as uncharacterized. The transcript is spliced from 14 exons. The record is from RefSeq and is a predicted model, not a curated record. NCBI's taxonomy places the organism in Eukaryota, Viridiplantae, Streptophyta, Magnoliopsida, Zingiberales, Musaceae. The coding region runs from base 199 to 1881 and encodes 560 amino acids.
GGCCUAGCCUUUUGACGCGGCAUCGAGAGAAGCGCCAGGGAGACGCAUCGAAGAAAGGCGAAGCCCUUCUUUCUCCUCCUCUCUCCUCUUCCCUUCCCUUUCCCCAGUUCUCUUUCCCUUUCUUCUCUUCUCGUGGUGGAGAUCUGGAGGAGAAAGUUUACUCGCCUGAUUCUUGUUCUCGAUCGUGUGGGUUCGAUAAUGGAGCAGCUCGUCAAUUUCAUCAUCCGCCCCCCAAGAGCUGAUUACAGUCCACAAGAUGAUUUGUUGGAGCAGGAGUUUAUGCUGAAGGGACGAUGGUUUCAGAGGAAGGACUUGGAGGUCAUAAAUGGUCGAGGAAAGAAACUUCAGUGCAGUCACUAUGUACCCCUUGUGAUUCCAGAAGGAAAAGUUUUACCUUGUGUUAUAUACUGUCAUGGAAAUAGUGGUUGCAGGGCUGAUGCUAGCGAAGCCGCUAUUGUUUUGCUGCCCUCAAACAUUACUGUGUUUACACUUGACUUUUCGGGGUCUGGACUCUCUGAAGGAGAACAUGUCACUCUAGGAUGGAAUGAAAAAGAUGAUCUUACAGCCGUGGUUGAUUAUUUGAGGACCGAUGGAAAUGUCUCUUGCAUUGGUUUAUGGGGACGCUCAAUGGGUGCUGUGACCAGCUUGAUGUAUGGAGCUGAAGAUCCAUCCAUUGCGGGAAUGGUGCUUGAUAGCCCAUUUUCUAAUUUGGUGGACCUAAUGAUGGAACUUGUUGAUACAUACAAGUAUCCAUUACCAAAAUUUACUGUAAAGCUUGCAAUUCAGCAUAUGCGCAAGAUUAUCAAGAAGAAAGCGAACUUUGAUAUCAUGGAUCUUGAUACCAUUCAGGUGGCGAAACGUUGUUUUGUGCCGGUCUUGCUGGGACAUGCCAUUGAUGAUGAUUUUAUACGUCCACACCAUUCAGAUGAUAUAUAUAGUUCCUAUGUUGGAGACAAAAACAUCAUCAAAUUUGAUGGAGAUCACAAUUCCCCACGCCCUCAAUUUUACUUUGAUUCAAUAACUAUAUUCUUCCACAAUGUAUUAGACCCUCCAAAGUCUGUCUCUGAUGAGCUUUAUUUUCACAGAAUGCAUGACUUUUUUGGUCAGGAUAAUUGGGAUAACGUGCAUGAAUAUGAGAAUCAAAAUUCUGUUGAACCACCUCAAGAACUUGCACCUAGCGGCACGGAAGAUGCUAUUGCUCAAUUGCGUUCGCGGAGACCUAUGAGUCGGACAGAGGUUCCUCGUGAUAUUUCCUCCCAAGAGAAACAACAUGAAGAUGAGGAACAUGGAAGCACAUGUAAUGUUGGUCCAUCAUCUACACUAUAUCCUGAAGAUUUUUCUAGUGGUGACUCGUAUGGUUGGCUUACCCCACAAACAAAAGAAAAUUUUCUGGAGUUUCUUCCACUCGAAAGUCUACCAGAUGUGCCAUGCAGCAUUGAAGAUGAAGAAAGGAUGAUCAUGGAAGCAAUGAUAGAAUCACUCAAGGAUCUGGAGAUGAGGCACCAGCAAGAUACUCACUCCGCUGUAGAUAGUGCGACAUCCAAAUCAGCAGAUGACUUGGAAGCUUUCACUGGAGAGUCCGGCGGUCCAAAUGACACAGCUGAAAGAUCGACAUCAUCGAGCACAAGUUGUAACUCAACUGUGGAUCCAAACCUCAAUCAGUCGCAAGAUGUUGAAGCAGCUUGCAAGAAUUCUGCCGGUUGUGUUACAUUGGGUGAUGAUUGUGGUGAAGUCAACAGAAGCACCUCAGCACAGGAUGCUGAUGCUGAUGCUUCAGCUGGCACACGAGCCACACUUGUUGUUCAGAAGAACCCGACGAGCCACAUCAUGGAGGGGUUAUCACGGAGGUGGGGUCUGAACUUCUUUAAGAACAAUCAAUAGGGUCGGAAGGCAAUGUUCCAAAAAAUUUGAUAUGUAUCUGAUCGGUAGUUGUUUCUGUGAUGUGAUGUAUACGACGUAAAUAUGUACCCUUCGCGACCAGGUGUCCUAUUCUGAUCCCCUCCACACAUUAAUUCAUUGGUUGUAAAAAAGAAUGGAAUCUAACCAACAAUAAUUUUUCA